GCGAAUCUGUCAAAUUACAAAACUUUCGAGCAGUCUUGGGUUGUGUAAUUAACUAACGGAUGUUUGUUGACGCGAAUUGAAACAAAAGUAUUUAAUAAUAUAAUAUACAACAUAAAUACACUAACAUAUUAUUGCUUUAUUUUUCCUUUUCGAAAUCUGCAACAGUCGCUCUCAGGUCAAAGUCUGCUGAGGCACUGAACUGACUGAUCGACGUCACUUCACUAGUCAGAGUCGCAGAGAUCUCUUGGAUAUGGCAGAUCCCGAGCCGGCGCCUGGGGACGGUCUCCCAAAAAUUCUGAACUUUAACGUGGGCGUACUGGGACAUGUGGACAGUGGAAAGACGUCUCUGGCUCGAGCUCUGAGCAGCACCGCCUCCACGGCGGCCUUCGACAAGAACCCACAGUCUAAAGAGCGCGGCAUCACCCUGGACCUGGGCUUCAGCGCCUUCACGGUUCCCCUGCCAGAGCACCUGAGACAGAGCUGUAGGGAAUAUGACAGUCUGCAGUUCACACUGGUGGACUGUCCAGGACAUGCCUCCCUCAUUCGCACCAUCAUUGGCGGGGCUCAGAUCAUUGACCUGAUGCUGUUAGUGGUUGAUGUUGUAAAAGGGAUGCAGACGCAAACAGCAGAGUGUCUCCUGAUUGGUCAGCUCACUUGUUCACGUAUGAUCGUCAUCCUCAACAAAACAGACCUUUUGCCUAGUGACAAGAGACAAAGUUCCAUUGAGAAGAUGACUAAGAGGAUGCACAAAACUUUGGAAAACACUAGAUUUAGAAAUUGCCCAGUCAUUGCUGUGGCAGCAAAGCCAGGGGGACCUGAGGCUCCAGACACAGCUGAAGCACAGGGAAUCACUGAGCUCAUAGAGCUGCUAAAAUCACAGGCAUUCCUACCUCAAAGAGACCCAUCUGGCUCUCUGCUAAUGGCAGUAGAUCACUGUUUCUCCAUCCGUGGCCAGGGAACAGUCAUUACAGGCACCAUCCUGCAGGGGGCUCUGCGAGUCAAUGAUACACUAGAGAUACCUGCACUCAAGGUUACCCGGAAGGUGAAGUCUGUCCAGAUGUUCCGUAAGCCAGUUCCUAGUGCCAUGCAAGGAGAUCGGGUCGGAGUGUGUGUCACACAGUUUGACCCAAAGCUGCUAGAGAGAGGGGUGGUGUGUACACCUGAUUCACUGCAUACCAUUCAUGCUGCUAUUAUAUCUGUACGCAAGAUCGAGUACUACCGUAGUGCUCUUAGCAGCCGUGCAAAAUUCCACAUCACCAUCGGACAUGAGACAGUCAUGGCACGUGUGUCAUUCUUCAGCAAGGCUUCUCUAAGCGUUGACUCAGGAGCAGCACCUCACACUGAACAGAGCACAGAGGUGUUCUCAUAUGACUGGGAGUUUUGCCACCAGGAGGAGUAUUUGACUGGUCAAGGAGAAGCCAAGGAGCAGGAUCCAGCACAGUGGUCACUAUUGGAGUUUGAGCGGCCUGUUACGUGUCCGCCGCAUUGUUUGGUGAUUGGCUCACGCCUCGACUCUGAUAUCCACAGUAACACAUGCAGACUUGCUUUCCAUGGAAAGCUGCUGGAAGGCUUCGAGGAUAAAAACUAUGUGAACAGUGCAUUGCCCAGACUCAAAAUCAGUAAAGACAAGCACAAAGAAGGAGCCGUGGAACGGGUGACUGACGACUACACUGUGAUUGGUAAAAACCUGUUUAAGAAAGAGACCAACCUUCAGCUGUUUGUCGGAUUGAAGAUCACACUUUCUUCGGGAGAGACUGGGGUAAUUGAGGGUGGUUUUGGACAGAGUGGCAAAAUAAAAAUUAGAGUUCCAGAGGGCCUAAAAGAAGAAACAAAGCAGCUCCUUUCUUCUUCCUCCAAGAAAAAGGGAAAGGGCGGAGCUAAAAGUGAACCGCCUAAAGAGGAGGAUGCCAAAGUGGACUCUCAGCCUAUAACCAUUCAUCUGAACUUUAAAAGAUAUAUUUAUGAUCCCCACAAAAAGAUGGUGCAGUCUUGAUUUCUUGAGCACUGAUUGUUAUUGUAGAGACUUAAGCACUAGGUAAUUAUCUGGGCAGCCACAUGGGGCGCUGUGCAUAUGAGUGUGGCAGAAGGUGUGUAUGUAAACCUCUGAUUGCCUUUUUUAAUUACUUUAAAAAUUGCUGUAGUUUCCCUGCAAUAAAAUACCCAGAACUGGGGAAAAG
Molecule: messenger RNA, 2177 nt
Organism: Clarias gariepinus (North African catfish)
Lineage: Eukaryota; Metazoa; Chordata; Actinopteri; Siluriformes; Clariidae
Gene: eefsec
Product: eukaryotic elongation factor, selenocysteine-tRNA-specific
Exons: 7
Coding region: 251-1993 (580 amino acids)
Biological process (GO): selenocysteine incorporation
Molecular function (GO): GTPase activity; GTP binding; translation elongation factor activity
Source: RefSeq, a predicted model, not a curated record